Messenger RNA from Neocloeon triangulifer, 1962 nucleotides. Its product is annotated as calcium release-activated calcium channel protein 1-like. Gene Ontology annotation, molecular function: store-operated calcium channel activity. Lineage: Eukaryota; Metazoa; Arthropoda; Insecta; Ephemeroptera; Baetidae. Gene Ontology annotation, cellular component: membrane. The record is from RefSeq and is a predicted model, not a curated record. The coding region runs from base 26 to 811 and encodes 261 amino acids. The transcript has 2 exons. Gene Ontology annotation, biological process: store-operated calcium entry.
GCAGAUACCAGUCAACAAAAAAGUAAUGCCAAAUUCUUUGAAAAUUCUCGAAACCAAAGAGGGAAUACAAUGGCGGAAUUUCCACUACGCACACGCAAAGCUGCAAAUGACGACCAGAACUUCAACAUUUUUGGUUGCUUUUGGAACGGGAAUCCUGACGUCAUAUCAAUUCAACAGCCCCACUGCAGUACCUUCCUUCGUAGUUUCGCUUCUUUCGGUGAACUCAGUCAUUCUGAUCGCCUUGCAUGCGUUCUCUGUUAUCAUCGGCACGUGUUUGCUGCCCAACUUUCAAGUUGCCAAGGAAGAGUAUGUCGCGCCUCAAGAGGGCCAAACCAAAAUGAACGCCGUGCCCUCGUUUUCACCACACGAACAGUACUCGAGGUUCAUCAAGGCAAGCCAAAGAAUUUCCAACGUCUUCGGCCUGUUAAUUUUCCUCCUCGAAGUACCACUGGUGGCGUGGGUCAAAUUCUGGGACGUUUCGCAAACCGCAUGCAUCGCCUGCACGGCGAUUACGAUUCCCAUCAUGGCCCUUUUUGUAAUUUUUGUCUGGUAUUUUAAUUUCAAGUACAAAACGCACAUCUACCAUACCAGGCAAAUUUUGAUUGACGAGGUUGAAGAAGAGUACAAGAGCAGGUCACAAGAGUCGCUACAUGUGAUCCAUAAUUUCAACCAAGUGCACCAAAUGCCCAAAAUUGUGUCACGAAGGCACAGCCUGGAUGCCAAUUUCAGGCCGGGCAGCCCUCCGUGCCAUUUGGAAAUGAAGUUUCACUCACAGCCAAGUCUCACCCUUGAAACCGUGUUUGAGGAAUAACAAAAAGAAUAAAUUCAAGCAACAUGUUCAUAUAAUAUCUGGUUAUAUUUUUAAUGCCUCGGAGAUAAAACUAAUCAAUUCAGUUAGUAAAAUUAAUUUAGAAUGCACGCUUUUCAAGCAAUUGGAAAAUGAAAUGCCUGCUUAAAAAUAUAAACUCUAAAUGCCAGAAUGCAAUAUGCCGACAACCACCUCGAGUGCUGAAUAAUUUCAGAGAAAUGUACAAAAUAAACCAUCUGGGAAAAUAAUGCAAUUAUAAAUAGGUUUCACAGCAAUACUUUUCUUAACUAAACCCCAACAAGUUGGAAAUUGCAUCGAUUACAACCUGUUCAGAAGCAGAAAAUGAUCUCUGGGAUUUGGCCGUCCUCGACGGAGGUGCCAUUGUUGUUACCUGCGGCGUAGGAAAAGUUGAAAGUGACCUUGCUUCCCGACGGACAGUCCAAAGUGACCUUCCGCAUUCCUUUGCUGCCGUAAUGAGAAUCAGGCCCCUGAGAAAUUAUAUUUUUUCAUAAAAUUUCAAAUCAUUAUUCAAACCGCACCCAUACCUUGAUGGUGACUGAGGCAAUGUAGCUAUUGUUGGCCAUGAUCUCAACAGGCUGUUUGAAGGUCACACGGAAUGUGUUGUUGAAGCCGUCGGUGCUGUAGCUGAUGUGGUUCGAGGCGAUCACCCGGCCAGAAACUGUGUGGAUGAUCUCGAUGGUGGCCGAGUAGUCGGCAGGGCCGUGGAUGGACCCGUAAAGACCGAAACCUAUGACGUAGAUCUUCUUGUCGACGGUGAAUCGAACUCGAUCACUGGUGCCCGAGUAGCCCCAGCGCGUUUCAACCUCCUUGAAGCGGUUGAUGGUCAACUCCUUGCCCAGGUUGCAGCAGCGGGGAGCGUCGAGGAAGUUGAUGGCUGGUUUCGGGUUGACGGUGAAGUAGAGAAAAAGGGAGACGAGUUCUCGGUCGGAUAAAAGACCUGAUUGGGCUGGCCCUUGAGCGAAUUCCUCUACGCUCAUCAGGGGAAAGCGGACAAGCAGGACGGCGCGUCCCAGAACUGAACGCUGAUGCUCAGGGGUGGCUGGAAGAUUUUGACGGGCGCACUCUGCUUCGGACCAUCUGGAAAAAAGGGAUUUUAACCAAUUUUAUUGCUUCCUAUUUUUAUAUAAAUAAAA